This is a messenger RNA of Strongyloides ratti, 288 nucleotides long. RefSeq names its product Zinc finger protein 593. Gene Ontology annotation, molecular function: zinc ion binding; nucleic acid binding. The record is from RefSeq and is a predicted model, not a curated record. Lineage: Eukaryota; Metazoa; Nematoda; Chromadorea; Rhabditida; Strongyloididae. The transcript has 2 exons. The coding region runs from base 1 to 288 and encodes 95 amino acids.
AUGCCAUCCAGACACACAAUUAGUAAUAAAGUUAGAAAAAGGCCUGGUUUAGAUUUAGAUCAAGUACAAAAAAAUCUAGAACCAGAAAAGCGUGAAAAAUUAGAAAACCAACCUUUUGAUGAAGAUCUUCCUGGUGGAGGGCAACAUUAUUGUGUUCCUUGUGAUAAACAUUGUGCUUCAGCAAAUGAUAAAGAAAAACAUAUGAAAGGAAAAUCUCACAAACAACGUGUUAAAGAACUUGCUAAAGGACCUGCUUUUACUCCAAAAGAAGCUGAAGAGGCUUUUUAA